This is a messenger RNA of Thermochaetoides thermophila DSM 1495, 894 nucleotides long. RefSeq names its product putative DNA damage-responsive protein. The transcript has a single exon. The record is from RefSeq and is a predicted model, not a curated record. The coding region runs from base 1 to 894 and encodes 297 amino acids. NCBI's taxonomy places the organism in Eukaryota, Fungi, Ascomycota, Sordariomycetes, Sordariales, Chaetomiaceae.
AUGUCCUCCAAUCAGAGCCAAACCCAAAGCCAAGGAGGCCAACGCCGGCCAAACUCAUCCAACCCGCGCCCGGGAAAUCUAAACUUUCCGCGAGUGCCGCGUGGCGCCGACCCUCCGCCGUUGCGCCCCACUCCCCGCCGGGCCACCGUCACCUCCGGUUCCACAGCCAGUGGCCCCACUAAUAGCCGACAGCGACAACAGCAGCAAGGGAAGACCCCACAGCAGUCCGGUUUGAUUACCAGUGGUGGCCCUGGUGCUCGGGGACGUGCAUCAACCAUCGGGUCACAGACGUCGAGUCUGGGGCAGAGAUCAAGUUCUUCCCAGUUUAACCGCGGGAAUAACGGCAACAACAAUAACUUGAACCGUGAACCCAAUUGGCCCUUCAACCGGAACAAUAACAACAGCAGUCGUGAUAGCAAUUGGCCCUUCGACCGGAGUAACAACAGUAAUAAUAACAAUAAUAAUAAUAAUAACCGAGGCAGCAAUUGGCCCUUCGAUCGCAACAACAACAGCAGUAACACCAACAACAAUCGUGACAGCACCUCCCACUUUAACCGCAACAACAGCCCCAACAACAAUAACAGCAAUAGCAACCGCUCCCGGAGACCAACUAACCCCAGCAGCAACUCAACCCAGCGCUCCCCUCGCAGCUCCUUCGCCCCUGGCACCCAACAAAGAACGGGCUCCCCAGUCGGAGUUGCUGUUCCAGCACCUCGCCCAGCACCCGACAGCGCAGCAACAAAGCAGCAAAUGAACCAGACCUUCGCCAUCACCAUGAUAUCGAGUCCCGUCAAUCCACUUCCCUUCCCGCUGCCUGUUCCGCUGGGCAUUGCGAUGUUGUUGAUGGGCAGUGCAAAUGGGAAUAAGCCUAGGGCUGCGGCGGCUGCGGCGUAG